This is a messenger RNA of Lonchura striata (white-rumped munia), 1657 nucleotides long. It is a transcript of the gene PRPS2, whose product is annotated as phosphoribosyl pyrophosphate synthetase 2. Gene Ontology annotation, biological process: ribonucleoside monophosphate biosynthetic process; purine nucleotide biosynthetic process; 5-phosphoribose 1-diphosphate biosynthetic process. Lineage: Eukaryota; Metazoa; Chordata; Aves; Passeriformes; Estrildidae. Gene Ontology annotation, molecular function: ATP binding; magnesium ion binding; ribose phosphate diphosphokinase activity. Gene Ontology annotation, cellular component: ribose phosphate diphosphokinase complex; cytoplasm. The record is from RefSeq and is a predicted model, not a curated record.
CGCGCUCCCCGCGCUCCCCCGCCGCGCUCGCCGCAGCCCCGACCUCGCCCGCCGCGCUCGCCCCGCCAUGCCGAACAUCGUGCUCUUCAGCGGCAGCUCCCACCACGACCUGUCCCAGCGGGUGGCGGACCGGCUCGGGCUGGAGCUGGGCAAGGUGGUCACCAAGAAGUUCAGCAACCAGGAGACCAGUGUAGAGAUUGGUGAAAGUGUGAGAGGGGAAGAUGUGUAUAUUAUCCAGAGUGGCUGUGGAGAAAUAAAUGACAACUUAAUGGAACUACUCAUCAUGAUCAAUGCUUGCAAGAUUGCAUCAUCCUCCAGAGUGACUGCUGUAAUUCCAUGUUUUCCCUAUGCCAGGCAAGAUAAGAAAGACAAGAAGGGGUCCGUGGAGCGUUGGAGCCGUGCCCCAAUCUCUGCAAAACUUGUUGCCAACAUGCUGUCAGUUGCAGGGGCUGACCACAUCAUCACCAUGGACUUGCAUGCUUCUCAGAUCCAGGGUUUCUUUGACAUUCCAGUAGAUAACCUGUAUGCAGAACCUGCAGUCCUGCAGUGGAUUAAAGAGAACAUUCCCGAGUGGAGAAACUGUAUCAUAGUCUCACCUGAUGCAGGUGGUGCAAAAAGGGUUACUUCAAUUGCUGACAGACUGAAUGUGGAAUUUGCUCUCAUUCAUAAGGAAAGAAAGAAGGCAAAUGAAGUGGACAGAAUGGUCUUGGUUGGUGAUGUGAAAGACAGAGUAGCAAUUCUUGUUGAUGAUAUGGCUGACACAUGUGGCACAAUAUGUCAUGCAGCAGACAAGUUAAUGUCUGCUGGAGCUACUAAAGUUUAUGCCAUUCUGACUCAUGGCAUCUUUUCUGGUCCUGCACUCUCUCGGAUUAAUAAUGCAUCGUUUGAGGCUGUUGUGGUAACCAACACAAUCCCCCAAGAAGAGAAAAUGAAACAUUGCCCAAAAAUACAGUUUAUUGACAUUUCCAUGAUCCUGGCAGAGGCAAUUCGAAGAACACACAAUGGUGAAUCAGUGUCUUACCUGUUCAGUCACGUCCCCUUGUAACUGCAGGGGAUUACACUGCAUUUUUGCAAAGGUCUCUUAAGCUAGCACUGUUUUCAACCAGGAGAAAUUAUCUUUGUACAAUUUGAGAGCUUGUAUGUUUAAUUGUCAUAUUUGUCUUGUAAUUAACAUUUGUUCUUUGUAAAUGGGAAAUAAAUCUCCAUCUUGCAGAAACCUUAUGAAUUCUCUUGAGAGUCUGGAAGUCUUAUGUGUUGUGCAAGUUUUUCUAUGUGCCUGUUCUCACAUUCAGCUAAAUGCUGCAUCAGAUCCAUUUUUCUAUACAGAACUGCAAACUGUUCCCAGAACUUAACAGGAUGUAUACGUGUAAGAUCAUUCUCUGUGUUAAGUUAAAUGUUAGAGACCUGAGUUCCUUGUAUCUAUUAAUCUGUUGGGCAAACAGCUGGGGGUAUUUUGUUUAUGUUUAAAUACCAUGAACAGUAUUUUGUAAGCUCUAACAGUAUGUAAAGGUCAUGUUAAUUUUGAAGCACUAUUGACAGAUACAGAGUGUGACCUGUUUGAUACACUUAAUGUUGACUUUUUUCCCCACAAAAUAUUUGGGGCAGCUGUUUUCUUUUGUAAAUCUCUCAUCACAUUAAAUUGUUUGCUUAACAUCUA